Arabidopsis lyrata subsp. lyrata is the source of this 2418-nucleotide messenger RNA. Its product is annotated as WPP domain-interacting tail-anchored protein 1. Bases 161 to 2272 code for a protein of 703 amino acids. The record is from RefSeq and is a predicted model, not a curated record. The transcript is spliced from 5 exons. NCBI's taxonomy places the organism in Eukaryota, Viridiplantae, Streptophyta, Magnoliopsida, Brassicales, Brassicaceae.
AUGUAUUUUCGACACUUUAAUAAAAAGCUUCCCUUUAAAGAGUUACUGUCAAUAUUCGUUUAAUUACGAAUCUUCUUCUUCUCGAUCUCUGGCUCGCUCUCGAUCAUUUCGCUUCUUUCCUCUGAAUCGUGUGGUUUCGAAUCUAAUUUUGAAUUGAAAGAUGGAAACAGAAACGGAGCAUGAUAGAACUGUCUCUGUCGAUGACAACGACAGCAUCGUACCAGAGCCAAGCUCAACAAAAGAAAGCUUUUUUGAAGAUCUCUCGCUUACUGGGCAAGUUAUGAAUCCUGAACUUUCAAGUGCAGGCCAAGUUCUGACAAAAGUUGAAUUGGAUUUUGCUUUUGUCUCUGAGAAAUUGGUUAAUUUAAGUCUUCUUACUAUGCAACUCGGCACGAGGGAAAAUGAUUUUGAGUCUUUUGUUUCUAAGAAAGAAGAAGAAGAAGAAGAACCUUCGAGUAAUGGUGAUGAUGAUGAUGAUUCUGCUGAGAAGGCGUUGGAGUUUGAUCUCUUGUCUUCAAUUCUCAAUUCAGAGGUGAAAGAACUUGAAUCGCUUCUUGGUUUUCUCCACAACGAGAUUCAAAGUGCCCGUGUCAUGAUAUCUCCGUUUCAACAUGAUGGAGAAGCUUUCUUGGAUUUGGAAGGGAAAUUGCAUGACACUGAACAAUCUUUGGGUCAGUUAAUGGAUCAAGUGGUGGAAAUGAAGAAGCAAUCUUCUAACUUUCAGAGGUUAUCUUCUGGUUUGGAUGAACAAGGAAGCUGGUCUGGAGGGCAAGCUUCAGUGUCUCAAAACGAUGGUGAGUUUGGUGAUUUGAGCGCUAAGAUCAAUAUGCAGACUGCUGAUCAGCAAAGGAACGUUUUGAGGAUGCUUGAGAAAUCUUUGGCUAAGGAGAUGGAACUUGAGAAGAAACUAAGUGAAUCAAGAAAUACUGAACGAGAACUAGAGAUGAAACUAUAUUCUUCUGAGCAGGAUGUUGUCUACAUGGAAGAAGUAACCGAAGAUGCCUUCUCGAGGUGGCUUGAGGCAGAUAAUGCUGCUGAAGUCUUUAAGGGAACGUCAAAGGAGAUGUCUGGAAAACUCCAGAUUCUUCAGUUCAAUCUAAGUGGCUCUUUUAAGCGGGAAGACAACUUGAAGUCUGAGCUUGUUGAUUCAAAGGAACGUUUAGAAGCUAAGGAAUGCGCCUUGCACAAGCUUGAUAGCAGCAAUGCAAGACUUACUGACUUUCUUAUGGCACAAACAGAAGGCUUAAAAGAUAAUUUGAGAGAGGCUGAGGAAAAAUUGAUUCUGUUGAACACUGAGAAUUCCACAUUAAGUGAAAAAGUUAGCUCCCUGGAGGAACAACUGAAUGAAUAUGGGCUUCAAACAGAAGAUGCGGAUGCUACUUCUGGUGCUCUGAUAACAGAUCUUGAACGUAUCAACGAGGAACUGAAAGAUAAAUUAGCCAACACUGAAGCAAGGGCUGAGGAAGCAGAAUCCAAGUGCAAAAUCCUAGAAGAAAGCAAAAAAGAGCUUCAAGACGAGUUGGGGACUUUCAGAGACAAGGGCUUCACUCUGGAGAAGUUAGCAUCGCUUGAGAAACACUUGAGGGACUCAGAUCUUCAACUAGAACAUGCAGUUGCAGCUGUUGAAGCAAGUAAAGAAAAGCAGAACUUGUUAUAUUCUACUGUUUCUGAUAUGGAGGAUGUGAUUGAGGAUCUAAAAUCAAAAGUUGUGAAGGCUGAAAACAGGGCUGACUAUACGGAAGAGAAGUUGAUCAUGGUAUCUGAGUCUAACGCAGAUCUCAAUGAAGAACUGAAAUUCUUUAAGGGUAGAUUGAAAGAAGGGGAGAAAUAUUUACAGCAAGCAGAAGAAAGAAAAUUGCGAACCGCCAAAGAUAUCGCGGUACAUAACAAGAUCAUGAAAAAACUGGUCAUGCAACUAGCUGCUGAACGAGAACGACUUCAUAAACAGAUAACUAACCUGUCAAGAGAGAAUUGUGUGUUGAUGGUGAAGUUGAAAAAGAUUGGAAAAACUGGUUACAUGGAAAGUGGCAAUGGAAGUGAAGUUUCACCAAAGUCGGAACAGAAUGCUUCUUCUUGCCAUCAAGGAAGUAGACUUCAAGCCACUGUCACUUCACUAACUAAUCCAGAGGAGGAAGAAACAGGUUCAAAAUCAGAUAUUGGAAGUGUAAGGAGGUUAGAUGUUGGAGCUCUUGGGUUCAAGCACAUUCUCGUUGCAAUGCUCGUGAUCUUAACAUCGUCAAUAGCUUACGUUAUAUCCCAGCAAAACAUGUAAGAGUCUUUUAACUUUUUCCGAAAUCUCAUAGGCUCCAGUUUUGUUUCUCUCUUUGUCAUAGUUUACAAUGACAGAUUAUAUUUUAGUUCUUUUUGGCUACCCAGUUACAGAAAAUCUGCUAUAAAAGUAACCACCGACUCUUUCAA